Molecule: messenger RNA, 9010 nt
Organism: Chionomys nivalis (European snow vole)
Lineage: Eukaryota; Metazoa; Chordata; Mammalia; Rodentia; Cricetidae
Gene: Ptpra
Product: protein tyrosine phosphatase receptor type A
Exons: 23
Coding region: 476-2908 (810 amino acids)
Biological process (GO): protein dephosphorylation
Molecular function (GO): protein tyrosine phosphatase activity
Source: RefSeq, a predicted model, not a curated record
CGGGAGUGAGGCUGCGGCGAGCGAGGCGCUGACAGGGACCAGCGGGGGCAUCUAGCACACCGACCCCUGGACCACGCCGCCAUCGCAGCCUCCCGCCCAGUCCUCUCUCCGCUGCUUCUCCUCGCCAUGGAGGCGAGGCCGCCGCCGCCGCCGCGGGGCUUCGAGCAGCGGACCGGGCGGCGGCCCUGAGGGGAGCGGCGGGCCGAGACGCCGCCACCGCCGCGGUGCUGAGGCGGAGCUGCCGUGCGCGUCCCCCGCGGUCCCGCCCAGCGCCGGGCUCGAUAGUAACUUAGGAAGGCUGUUUUGGGUUUUCAGCCCCUGCUCAUUUGGCUCCAUUGCUGUGGACCUUUGGUGAAGUAUAACUUCAUGGCAGCCAGGAAGCAAUGAGUGGAGUGACAGAGUCAGAGACAGGGACAGUAUAUCUGCCCCAGUGGUCUGUCUUUCCUGUGUUCCAGCAGGAACCCUAGCCUGCCAGAUGGACCCGUGCACCUCUGCGGUCAGCAUGGAUUCCUGGUUCAUUCUUGUUCUGUUUGGCAGUAGUCUAAUACACGUCAGUGCCAACAAUGCUACUACAGUUUCACCUUCUUUAGAAAUUACAAGAUUAAUUAAAACAUCAACAACAGAAUCAGUUAAGGAGGAGAAUAAAACUUCAAAUCCAACCUCUUCAGUAAUUUCUCUUUCUGUGGCACCAACAUUCAGCCCCAAUCUAACUCUGGAACCCACCUAUGUAACUACUGUCAAUUCUUCACACUCUGACAAUGGGACCAAGAGAGCAGCAAGCACGGAUUCUGGAGGCACUACUGUCCCACCCAAUGGAACAUGGCUUGAUAACGUAUUUACAGACGCCAGGACAGAACCCUGGGAGGGGAAUUCUAGCACGGCAGCAACCACUCCAGAGACCUUCCCUCCUGCAGGUAAUUCUGACUCAAAAGACAGGAGAGAUGAGACACCAAUUAUUGCAGUGAUGGUGGCCCUGUCCUCUCUGCUAGUAAUUGUUUUUAUUAUCAUAGUUCUGUACAUGUUAAGGUUUAAGAAAUACAAGCAAGCUGGGAGCCAUUCCAAUUCUUUCCGACUGUCAAAUGGCCGCACAGAGGAUGUGGAGCCCCAGAGUGUACCACUUCUGGCCAGGUCCCCAAGCACCAACAGGAAGUACCCACCACUGCCUGUGGACAAGCUAGAAGAGGAGAUUAACCGAAGAAUGGCUGAUGACAAUAAGCUCUUCAGAGAGGAAUUCAACGCUCUCCCUGCUUGUCCUAUCCAGGCCACCUGUGAGGCAGCCUCCAAGGAGGAAAACAAGGAAAAAAAUCGAUACGUAAACAUCCUGCCUUAUGACCACUCUAGAGUACACCUGACACCAGUUGAAGGGGUUCCAGAUUCUGAUUACAUCAAUGCUUCAUUCAUUAAUGGCUACCAAGAAAAGAACAAAUUCAUUGCUGCACAAGGACCAAAAGAAGAAACGGUGAAUGAUUUCUGGAGAAUGAUCUGGGAACAAAACACAGCUACCAUCGUUAUGGUGACCAACCUGAAGGAGAGAAAGGAGUGUAAAUGUGCCCAAUACUGGCCAGACCAAGGCUGCUGGACCUACGGGAAUGUCCGUGUGUCUGUUGAGGACGUGACUGUGCUGGUGGACUACACAGUACGGAAAUUCUGCAUUCAGCAGGUGGGCGACGUGACCAACAGAAAACCACAGCGCCUCAUCACUCAGUUCCAUUUUACCAGCUGGCCAGACUUUGGGGUGCCUUUCACCCCAAUUGGCAUGCUCAAGUUCCUCAAGAAGGUGAAAGCCUGUAACCCUCAGUAUGCAGGGGCUAUCGUGGUCCACUGCAGUGCAGGUGUAGGGCGCACUGGUACAUUUGUUGUCAUCGAUGCCAUGCUGGACAUGAUGCAUUCAGAGCGGAAAGUGGAUGUCUAUGGUUUUGUGAGCCGGAUCCGGGCCCAGCGCUGCCAGAUGGUACAGACAGACAUGCAGUACGUCUUCAUAUACCAGGCCCUUCUGGAGCAUUAUCUGUAUGGGGAUACAGAACUGGAAGUGACUUCUCUGGACACCCACCUACAAAAAAUUUAUAACAAGAUCCCAGGAACUAGCAACAAUGGAUUAGAAGAGGAGUUUAAGAAGUUAACUUCAAUCAAAAUCCAGAAUGACAAGAUGCGCACUGGAAACCUUCCAGCCAACAUGAAGAAGAACCGGGUUUUACAGAUCAUUCCAUAUGAAUUUAACAGAGUAAUCAUUCCAGUCAAACGCGGUGAAGAGAACACAGAUUAUGUGAACGCAUCCUUCAUCGAUGGCUACCGGCAGAAAGACUCCUACAUUGCCAGCCAGGGCCCUCUUCUCCACACAAUUGAGGACUUCUGGCGAAUGAUCUGGGAAUGGAAGUCCUGCUCCAUCGUAAUGCUAACAGAACUGGAAGAGAGAGGCCAGGAGAAGUGUGCGCAGUACUGGCCGUCUGAUGGCCUGGUAUCCUAUGGAGACAUCACAGUUGAGCUGAAGAAGGAGGAGGAAUGUGAGAGCUACACUGUCCGAGACCUCCUAGUCACCAACACGAGGGAGAACAAGAGUCGACAGAUCCGACAGUUCCACUUCCAUGGCUGGCCUGAGGUGGGCAUCCCCAGUGACGGGAAGGGCAUGAUCAACAUCAUCGCAGCCGUACAGAAGCAGCAGCAGCAGUCCGGGAACCAUCCCAUCACUGUGCACUGCAGCGCCGGGGCAGGACGGACAGGGACCUUUUGUGCCUUGAGCACAGUCCUGGAGCGUGUGAAAGCUGAAGGAAUUUUGGAUGUCUUCCAAACUGUCAAGAGCCUGCGGCUACAGAGGCCACACAUGGUCCAGACACUGGAACAGUAUGAAUUCUGCUACAAGGUGGUGCAAGAGUACAUCGAUGCCUUCUCAGACUAUGCCAACUUCAAGUAACAGGUGACACGGCCCACAGACAGGAGAAUUGCCUUUAAUAUUUUGUAAUAUUCUGUUUUGUUAAUAUACCCAAAUUGUAUAUAUCUUAUAACUGUUUUAGAAAUGGCACAUAGGCUUCUAUUACCUAUUAGGUGGAGAUUUUGUAUGUAAAUGUGUUAGCACUGAUAGUCUUUUUUCCAGUGUUUUAUUGGGGAAUUAAAUAGUGUGAUAUUUGGAUUGAUAUCAUGAAAUCCUCAGCCUGGAAAUUGGGCUGGAUUAUUCUUUUGCUUUAAACAUCUUUUCUUAAAGAAGACAAACAUAAAACUCAUUCCAGGUAGCUCGGUGCCAACUAAAACAAAGCACAAAGUUCUCAGAGCUCUUGAGGAAAUGGUCGUCUCACUGUUCCCACGCAGACCUCUCCUUCCCUGUACUGUAAAUAUCCAUCCCUCCAGUCCACCCUUGUCUCCCACCAUAUCCCAGCAUGGGGCAUAGUGAGACCAGAGCGGUAUCUCUGGCACCACACUAGGGAUCAUCAGGUAAUAAAAACUUUUGAUUCCCUUAGGAAAUGCUGGUCCCUUUGUCUUGAGCAGGGCAGCCUUAUUAGACUGGGGCUCUCCUGGGCUAGAACACUCCGUCUUCAGUCCCCUGGCCCACUGUUCUGUCAAGUGCAGUCAUCCCAGCCACCAACCAGCUUUGCUCCCCAGGACGGAUUAGGUUCUCACUGAGUUUCUCUAAGGGAAACACCAGGGGCAGAGGAGCUGGUGCAAACUUGAGCAAGCAGAGACCAGUGUGGCCUCUCUAGAGUUUCUCUCCAGAAUAUGUCUUCAGUUGUUCUCUGGAGAUGUAGUUACUUCUGUGUGUAGGUGUGGGCACACAUGCCACAACACACUACUGUUCAGGAGUUGGGUCUCCUCUCAGCUUGCUGUUGAGCAGGGCAGAUUAGUCACCUUCCUUGCUGUGGCAAGGCACCAUGACCAAGGCAACUUAUACAAAGUAUUCAAUGUGGGCCUCACAGUUCCAGGGGAGAGUCUAUGACUGACUGUCGUGGUGGGGCACGCAGUAGGCAGGCGGGAAUAGUGGAAGCAGUAUCUGAGCACCCACAUCUACCAGCACGAGGCAGAGAGAGAUAUACUAGGAAUGGCGUGGGUUUUUGAAACCUCAAAGCCCAGCCCCAGUGACCCCUGCUAAUCCUUUCCGAACAGUUCCACAGCUGGGGACCAAGUAUUUGAACAUAGGAGCCUUUGAGGGCCAUUUUCAUCUUUUUUGUUUGUUUGGUUUUUUGGGUUUUUUUUUAUUUUUUGUUCUUGAUAGGAGAACUGGACUGGGAUUAUAGACACUGCUAGAACCUAGGCCUAUGGCUGUCCAGGGCUGUUUUGGAAGUAAGACCUUGCCACUACAUCUAUCUUUUUGUUUUCUCUUUGUUUGGUUUGCUUUUUGAGACAGGGUCUCAACUGUGUAGCCUGGACUGACCUGAAACUCGCUCUGUAGACCAGGCUGGCUUUGACCUCACAGAGAUCUACCUACCUCUGCCUCCCAAGCUGUAAUUAAAAGUAUGCAUCACCAUGCCCUGCCAGUUCCUCCAUUUUCUGAUGCCAGUAUCCUGAGGAUGUAAUCGUCAUCCCAUGAUGAGAGGUAGGCCACUGCUACCAGUGUGGAACAGGAAGGAGCUCAGAAAGCAAGCAGCUUCAUUUUUACAAACAGAAGCACAAGUUACACUUUCUGUUUCCACUGACUACAACCCAGGCGUGCAGCUGCCUGGGGAUAUUUUGGAAAUCUAGCCUUCACUUGCGUUGGCAAGGGUGGCAGGUUUUCCCCACACCUCCCAGCAUCACAAGCAGGUUCUCAGCGCGGCAGGUGUUCCUGCAGACACAGAGGGCACAGAUGGAGAGUGGGCGUGCCCUCCACUCCUCAGAGGCUUCAACAGGCGUCCUAGUAUGUUCCACGGUGGCACAUUCAGAAGUAAAUGCUUUUGGGCUGCUUGGAGGGGGGACCUUAACUAAACCCAAGGGGUGCUGAGAAUUUAGGUGAGUAGAAAGGAAAGGUCAGAGCUGGGUAGUGGUGGCUCACAGAUCUCUGAGUUCAAGGCCAGCAUGGUCUCUGUAGAGUUCCAGGACAGUCAAGGCUACAAAAAUAAAAGGAAAGAUAGGAAUGAAAGGUCUGUUGAAGCCAUCAGGGGCCUUCAAAUCCAGACAGGGCUGUGAAAAGGAAACCUACUUGUGUACUAGAUAUUUAUAAUAUUGACAUCAAAGAGGAAAUGUGGGGUAGAGGCAGCUCAGUGGUUAAGAGCACUUGUUGCUCUUGCCGAGGACGUGGGAUCUGUUCCCAGUACUCGCAUAAUGGCUCAGAACCAUCUAGUUCCAGGGGAUUCUUCUGAUUUCCUUGGGCACUGGUCAAGCAAAUGAUGCACAUACAUACAUGUAGGCAAAACACUUAUAAAUAAGCCUAAAAAAAUAUUUAGACUGGGCAUGGUGGCAAAGUGCCUUUAAACCCAGCACUUGGAGUCAGAGACAGGUGGAUAUCUGUGGGCUCAGGGGCAGCCUGGUCUACAUAGUUCCAGGACAGCCAGAGCUACAGAGUGAGAGCUUGUCUAGGGAAAAAAAAAAGAGUAAAUUAAAAAAAAAAAAUUUAGUCGGGCAUGAUGAUGCAGUGCACACCUCUAAUCCCAGCACUCGGGAGGCAGAGGCAGAUGGAUUUCUAUGAGUUUGAGGCCAGCCUGGUCUACAAUGCAAGUUCCAGGACUGCCAAAGUUAGGGCUGUUGCAGAGAAGAACCCUGUCUCAAAAAAUCAAAAUGAAGCCGGGCGGUGGUGGCGCACGCCUUUAAUCCCAGCACUUGGGAGGCAGAGGCAGGUGAAUCUCUGUGAGUUCGAGACCAGCCUGGUCUACAAGAGCGAGUUCCAGGACAGGCUCCAAAGCCACAGAGAAACCCUGUCUCGAAAAACCAAAAAAAAAAAAAAAAAAAAAAAAAAAUCAAGAGGAAGAGAAAGAUGUAUGGGAGGAGAAUCCCAGAAUACUUGGAGAGCUAGGAUAGGACCACAGAGCAGCUCUACAGUGUGAGUGUAAGUCCUUGAGCGAUUCUGUCUCUAGGGCUGGAGCUCUAAAGGGCCUCCAGUACCUUAGAGCCUUGAUGUGACCAAGUCUAACAGUGGAGGAGAAUGGCUGUUGGGUCAGCAAGCCCGCAGUAAAUACAGCACUAAAUAUCAUGUCAAUAGCAGCUAUCCCAUCUAUCAACAGGGAAGGCUGCUCUUGUCUUGCCGAGGCUAGAGUGUUCUGGAUAGUGCAGCUGCUUGCUAAUAGCUGUCUUCCAGUAGGGACGACCUCGACUCUUUGUUCCCCUUCCGUAGAAGUAGCCCUCAGCCUUUCCUUCACUUUUCUUUUUUAACCAGGGCUUAAAUCCCACGAGGGACUCCUGUAUGUCCAAAGGAAAAUGUGUCUCACAUAGCCCAACUGUGGAAAGAGCAAGAGUGACCAAUUCAUCCAUGCCACUCUGGCAGAUCAGCUACAGCUGGGUCGGGAGAGGGGUCGGAAUGGAAGUGAGCAUUUCCUCCAGCACUGCCUAGAGCCCUACCACUUAGACCCUACUUCAUUGACUCCACUUUGUCACCGCUGCUCCCCAGGUCACCUGCCAUUGAAGGCAGGUGACAUUGAGAAGAAAAGGGAGCACAUUUUUGAAAAAUGUAAAUAGAAUUGGUGCACAAUCUGCAUAAAACAGGGUGAUUAUAAGUUCUUUAAAUUUACUGCAGUGUCCAGGUCAAGGGACGAAACUGGCACUUGGUGGUUCCCAGACCUUAGGAGGUGUUGUUAGAAUCCAAAGUGUGAGGUUGGAGAUGCCGCUCGGUUGACAGGAUGCCUGCUUAGUGUGUGCAAAGUCCUGCAUUUAACUCCCUGCCCUGCAUGAGCUGGUCGUGGUGGUAACACAUACAAGAGGUGGAACAGAGAGGCUCAGAAGUUCAAGACCAGCCUCUAUUAAGAAAAGAAAAAGAUUUCAAAAAAAAAGUUCCACCCUGGGAAAUGAAGUUACAGGGAUUUGAGCUGUCUGAUGUGGAUGCUGGGAAUAUUUAACUUCACUGCAGGGCCAUCUCUCCCGUGCCAUUGUGAUUUCUGUUUCAACCUCAGAUCCCUUCUAUCUAUUGCUGUGACAAGACGUUAUGACUAUGACAACUCUCAUAAAGGAUAGCACUUAAUUGUGGUGGCUGGCUUACAGUUCAGCGGUUCAGUCCAUUAUCAUCAUGGCAGGACAUGGCCGUGUGCAGGCAGACAUCGUGCUGGAGAGGGAGCCCAGAGGUCUACAUCUCGUACAGGCAACAAGAAGUAGACUGGGACCUCAAAGCAUGCCUCCACAGUGGCCCACUUCCUCCAACAAAGGCACACUUUCGAAUACUGCCGCUCCCUUUGGGGUCCUUUCAGACCAUCACACCUAGGAAGUUCUAAGGCGGGGAAGCAUUUGUCUGAUGACCUUAAAAUCCAGCAGCAGCUUCACAUCUGUUCACGGAAGUGGAUGUUGUGAGAGGGGUUUGAGUAGCAGCCUGCACCUCCUGUUUCAAGAUGUCACUGCACCAUGGCUUGGUUGGCACACAAGCCUAGCACUCAGGAGACAGAUUCAGGAGUAUUACCACAAGUUCAAGACCAGCUUGGGCUAAGUUGCAAAUAUAAGGCCAUCAAGUAGGACCCUGUUUAGGUUUUUGUUUAUUUGUUUGUUUUCAAGAUGUCACUGGAUUUGACACCAGAGGAAAUGGUGCUCCUGGUCAUUAAAUCCUAGAGUCGUCCUGCAGCGACCCAGCGACACCUCACCCAUAAUUUACCCCUUAGUAUAUGAGGCUUCCCUUACUGCGCUCAUCCCAAGUACAUAGUAUCAUCCCUCUCCCAUCAUCUACCCAGAAAAGCCUCCUUUUCCAACUUUUUUCCAACAAUUCUAUCUAUUCCUGUCCUUGCCGCCUGCGCAUGGGAGGGUCAGCAGCUGGAAAUACUUCUGUCACUGCACACCAGUCCACAUCACCACAGGCCACUGGGACAGGGAGCAGAGAGCCUACCCCCUCAUCCUCUAGCUGCAGCCAAUCAAAAUGUCUGCACACUGCUCAUCCAUUUUAGGCCUAAUAUCUCUGUUCUCCACACUUACACUUAGGAAACCCCCCAAGAGAAGUGUGGGUGGGCGUGGCCAUCUGAGGACUUCAGAGAUAACAAGGUUAGGGGGUCUCUAGGAAAUGUCUUACACCCAGGAAUACUUUCUUGGCCCAGACUCUGAAAUUGUCUGAGGUGCCGAUUGGCUAGGGUGACCCUGAAAAAGAUGUGGUACACACGCGUCUGAUCCCUGCACUUAGGAGGCAGUGGCAGGUGGACCUCUGUGAGCCUGAUCUACAUUGUGAGCUCCAGGCCACCAGAGUAUGUAGUGAGACUUCUCUCAAAGACAGGGAGGGAUGGGCUAUGUGUGGAAAUGCGGGGCUCCUGGCCUUCAGAGCAGCCCUGCAGUGGCCAGGUCUAGGCUAGAGUGGUGGUAGUACCCUCAAGGGCACAGCAGUGAUCUCAUGGCUGACACCCUCAAGGAAAGCAAGACUCCAGCUCACCGGGACUCCAGAAUACUUUCUGGCAUCCAAUGGGCAGUAGGUCCCCUAAGCUGGAGAGGAAGACAGUGAUAUCUGGGAUUCCCUCACCAGAACUGGGCCUGGAAGUUGAGAGCGAGAUGUAGGCAGCCUUUGUCCUGAGAAAAUGUCAGCUACUGAAGCCAGCCCAGGCCACUCAUGGCCUCCCAAGUGCUGUGGACGGACAGGACCAUGGCCUGCUAUUCUCUGCAGAAUUUGGUGUUGACGGUACUUGAAAGGGCUCUAGCCCACUGGAGCAUGUGGUUUUGGCUGACCUUGUCCUUCCUCCUCCCCCAUUCCCUCCACCUAGCUAAAAAACCAUUAGAUUAUAUCUCUAAAGCUAAGCCAUCAAGGUGUAUUCCCAUACUUGGACACUUUCUUAUGCCAGAUUCACUCCCAAGGAUGAGUACCAGAGUCCAGCAAUCAAAAGCCUUUGGUUCACAUAAUUAACAUUCCCAAUCAAAAUACACCAUCAAUUCUAACACAGACCUCCCCUUUCUCCAAGGUCGUUUGUUGCUGUUUUCUGACUCGGGCACUUUCACUUUUCUU